ACUCACCAGCAGCGGUCUCACACACAGACACACACACACACACAGACACAUACGCACAGAGGAGGCAGUGUGUUCUCGGCCCCAGACGCGCGCACUCGUGCACUCUCCUGAGCCUGAAGGUCGAGUCCCGCAGAUAGAACCAGAGGAACCACCGAGGACCAGCGGAGGAACCAGCGAGGACCAGCGGAGGAACCAGCGGAGGAUCUCCGGAGCAGCAGCGGAGCAGCGUGAUGUUCAGCUGGGUGAAGCAGGAGCAGGGUCGGAGCAGGGAGGGAGAAAUGUACCAGACUGUGACCGAGGGUCUGCAGAGCCUCUACACCAGGAAGCUGCUGCCGCUGGAGGACACCUACCUCUUCCAUGACUUCCACUCCCCGGCCCUGGAGGCCGCAGACUUCCAGAGCAAACCCAUGGUGCUGCUGGUGGGACAGUACUCCACCGGGAAGACCACCUUCAUCAGGUACCUGUUGGAGCAGGACUUCCCGGGAAUGAGGAUCGGUCCAGAGCCGACCACCGAUGGUUUCAUUGCUGUGAUGUACGGCGAGAAUGAAGGUGUCGUCCCUGGCAACGCUCUGGUGGUCGACCCCAAAAAACCCUUCAGGAAACUCAACGCGUUCGGAAACUCCUUCCUUAACAG
Messenger RNA from Paralichthys olivaceus (Japanese flounder), 634 nucleotides. The record is from RefSeq and is a predicted model, not a curated record. Lineage: Eukaryota; Metazoa; Chordata; Actinopteri; Pleuronectiformes; Paralichthyidae.